Molecule: messenger RNA, 1092 nt
Organism: Trachymyrmex cornetzi
Lineage: Eukaryota; Metazoa; Arthropoda; Insecta; Hymenoptera; Formicidae
Product: Elongator complex protein 6
Exons: 2
Coding region: 184-1011 (275 amino acids)
Biological process (GO): tRNA wobble uridine modification
Cellular component (GO): elongator holoenzyme complex
Source: RefSeq, a predicted model, not a curated record
AAAAAAUGAGUAUAUUUUUAUUAAAUAAGUUAAUAAAAUAUAAAAAAUAUAUUUGGGCUCUCGAGAUUAUAACAACAAAUUCGUAUAAAUAAUGGGCAAAUGAGAGAACUAAAAAACGCAGUUCUCGUUGCGAAAUGAAAAAAAUCUUGUAUUCAGAAAUCUUACAUAUGCCUCGUGUUUAUUAUGGCUACCCCAAUGGUAAUGAUGUCCAAUAUUCUUGGAAUUGACAGAGUAAACAUGAAUGGUAAAACAAUCUUAAUCGAAGAGCAACAUGGUACCAAUGCAAAUUUCUUGGUGAAUGCCAUUUUAUUACAUGCAUUGAAAAGGAUGGAUGCCGCUGUUUGCCUCGUUCUUUGUCAUAAUACCCUUGGUCAUUAUCAUAACAUUGGCAUGAAAUUUGGCUACAAUCUUCUUAAUUUGAAAGGAAAGGGUCAGGUCACUGUUGUUGAACCAAUGAAAAUUAUAGCCAGCAAUAUCACUGAUAUGUAUAAAGGUUUUACAAAUGGAACAGAAACAAUAAUUCCAGAUGUCACUUCUACAGAACAUGUAGAUAUUGCACACAGAUUUUUUACAUGUGUCAAAGAAAAGUAUGAUGAAGCAGCAAGAUUUACUGAAUCUGUUGUCCUUAUUAUCGACGAUAUAAAUCAUCUCCUUAAUCUGGGUCUUAGUUUACGUGAUACUAUGUAUUUUAUAAGAUACUUAAGAUCGUUUAUAUCAUUGUAUCCCUUGUCGCAACUUUGUAUUCUUGCACAUAUGUAUCAAGACAAUCUACAGACUUCGAAUGCAGAUAUUAUUGCUAAUGCCUUAAAAUACAUGGCACAUCUGUGUGUUACGACACAACCAUUCAAGACAGGACAUUCUAGUGAUGCAUCCGGUAAACUAACUGUUUACUGGAAGACAGAUUCUGUUAGAUCUAAAUAUCAUUGGUUAGAGAAAACAAUACAUCUGUUUAAAUUGUUGGAUUGGCAAGUAAAGAUUUGUGCACCUGGUGCAAUGUCUAUCCUGUCAUAAAUAAUAAAUUUACAUUGCUCUAGUUUUUGAUAAUCGAUUUUUAUGUAUUUCUGAUAUUUAUAGUUACUAUAUAUAGAGAGA